This is a messenger RNA of Drosophila erecta, 3643 nucleotides long. It is a transcript of the gene dan, whose product is annotated as protein distal antenna. Gene Ontology annotation, molecular function: DNA binding. The transcript is spliced from 2 exons. The record is from RefSeq and is a predicted model, not a curated record. NCBI's taxonomy places the organism in Eukaryota, Metazoa, Arthropoda, Insecta, Diptera, Drosophilidae.
GCGAAUAUUGCGAACGGGGCAGCCAAAGCGAGAGGACUUCUUCGCCGCCGUGUUGACCGUUAUUAAUCAUUGUACAUUUGGCUGUCACCGAAAAAGGCCGCGAAAUUCGCAACAGUGAGAGCGAAAGAGAGCGAGCGAAAGAGAGCCAGAGAGAGGGAGCGAGAGAGCGCGACUCACGCACACGUAAAAGAAACAAAAACGACAACGACAACUACAAAACUACUAAUACCAAGGCAGGCUGACUGACCAGCACACAACCACCACUGCAGGACGCAUGAGUUUGUGUGUGAGUGAGAACGAAACGCCGCAUUUCGUGGACGUGCGACUUUAAAUUUCCCGUGACGUCGCCGCCGUCGUCGCCGUGCGGAAAUUCGCCGCGCUAAAAUCAAAAUUCACUCAAGUCCGCCGCGGUAGUUUGUCGCCGCACGCUAGCCGCUCAGGUUCGCACAUCCACGUCACAGCGACGCAGCGUCACAAUAUCACAAUAUCCUUCGACGAGCGCGAGAGAGAGGUCGCACCGCACCGCACCGCAUGUUCUGCCGCUGAAAUUCGCACGCCACAGCAGCGGUAAACAUCACGCCGCAUCGCGAGCACAGUGUUCGAUUGUGAUUGUCCGAGUGCUGUUAUCCUUGCAAAUGAGCAACAACAUUAACUGAAACUAAGAACCAAUAUCCAUGUGAACUAUAUGUAUAUGAACUAUAUAUGAACUAGAAACAUCGCCGGCCGAGAUAAGAAUAAAUUAGCUGCGCUAUCACCGAAUUUCUCCCGCCUUCGCUGGAAGAAGGCACCGAUCACUUUUCGCCCCCGGAAGUUAACUAAAAGACGCCAAGCUGUUCGACAACGGCCUGAAGUUGGAUAUUUCCAGCUACCCCCACAUGAACAUCCGCAUGGGCACGAAGGGCAAGCGUCCCCUGCGGAGCCUGACGCCGCGCGACAAGAUCCAUGCCAUCCAGAGGAUCCACGAUGGCGAGUCCAAGGCAUCGGUGGCCAGGGACAUCGGCGUGCCCGAGUCCACGCUGCGCGGCUGGUGCAAGAACGAGGACAAGCUGCGCUUCAUGUCGCGCCAGUCCGCCACGGAUAACCUCUGCGCCGACGCCCUGGGCGACAAGAUGGACGGCGGAGCUGGUGGCGGGGCAGGCGGCGGUGGUCUACUGGGUCCGCCGGAGAAACGCCAGCGAUUGGAUGGCGCCCUGCCGCUGAACUUCUCCAACAAACUGAAGUUCGAUGAGCUGGCCUUCAAGCGAUCUCCUCUGAAUGGCCUGGACUACAGUACAAACAAGAACCUGGCCGAUCUGGGGUACAAUGGGCUGCCCGUGGACUAUGCGGCCUUCAAUGGCGGGGUCAAGGCCAAAGUGUUUGGUGCCGAUAUCAAUCGACCCGCCGCCGAUCCCUCCCUGAACGCAAUUAGUCCGCUCUCGAGCUUGACGCACCUUUCGGGUCUCACGGGCAUAUCGCAGUCCCCGCUGGCGAUCAGUUUCAACGAGCUGACCACAAACCUCAACUUGCUGGCCCAGCUGAAUCCCGGUCUGGCGGCCAUGUCGGGCCUGAACAGCUUUCCAGCGGGCGCUGGUAACCUGAGGACCCCGAAGCCCACUGGCCAGACGCCGCUGCAGGUGCAGAGCCCCAGGAGCGAUAGUGGAGAUCGGUCGGCACAGGGACUGUCGGUGAAGAACUGGGCCAAACAGAAGCCGGGGGAGGGCCAGGGCAGCCUCAAUCUGAGCACCAAGAACGAGGGCAAGGGAGGCGACAUCAAGAGUCCGAGUCCUUCGAUUGCUCCUUCGCAAAUGGGCGGGCCCAUGACGCUCUCCAAUCUGGCCGACGAUCCCUUGCUCUACUGGCUCAAGUCGCAGCAGACCAUGCUGGGCCUGAAUCCACUGUAUCCGCCCACAAUACCCAUGGGCGUGACCAGUCCCCCCAUCAGAUCUUCCACGCCACAGCACAUGAGUCAGCUGGCCCAGACGCCGCCGAUACCCUCGGCUCCGCUGACACCCUCGUCCACACCGUCGGGCAGUCUGGACGAGAAGAACGCGGCCUGGUACAACUGGUGCAAGGCGUUCGGGGCCAGUCUGCACACCCUGAAUCCCAAUGCCGCCACCUUGGCCGCCCUGCAAGCCAACCAACUGCAGCAGCAGGUGGCCACCACGAGCGCAGAGGGAGGUUCCAUGGCAGAUCCCUCGAACAUCCUGUACUCCCAUCUCACGAAAGAGACUGAGACGCCGUCGGUGAGAAGUCUGUCCUCCAACGAACAGAAUCCCGAGGCAGACGAGGCCACCGAGCCCGAUCUCGACGGCGAAGUGGAGACGGAGGCGUCCGGGAAACCGGAGGAUCUCUCAGCCGCCGGCAAGGUGAUGACCCCUUCGCAAAGUCCCAUUGCCCAUUCGUCGGGCAGCCGGAGUCCCGAACCAAAGGCGAAGACCAAAACGCCAGAGACCCCGAAUCCCACAAGCGAAUGCAAAAAGAUCCUAGACAAUAUGCUGUUCAAGAUGGGCGGAAUGGAGGCCACCGGUCCUCUGAUGCCGGAACACGGAUCCGAAUCGGAGGGCAGCUUCCAGGACACCAGCAAUCCGCACACGAACAACAACGAUGUGAGUGCCAGCAAUAACAAUAACAAUAAUAACUCCAACAAAACGGACGAGGAGGAGAAGGCCAAGUAUCUGGACUGCACGGCGGACGAGGACAUCGAGGCCAUUCGGCAUGGCGAGAAGUUCCUGCAGUGGCUGGAGAACUGCAGCAAUCCCCGCGUGACCGCCGUGCAGCUGAUGCAGCUCCGUUUCCUCAUAGCCGCCAUCAAGUCGGGCAGCGAGGCGCCGCCGAUCGAGAAGCCCGGUUCGCGGUGUCCGCCGGAGGACAGCGAGGAGCACGCCGCGGAGGAGGAGGGCAGUGGGCGGGGCAAGAGUCGCCGUCGCAAAUAGGAAAAGCCAAAGUUGGCGCCCACGGAGCCAGCCACGGAUACAGAGAUGGAGGAUAGCCCCAGCGGCGCGCUGCCGGACGCAGAACCAGGACCUGGUCUCCCCGAUGCGGACGCAGAUACGGAUGCGGAUGCCGGCGAGGCUUCGACGAGGUGCCACGUGUAUGCGCCGGCCGUCUACCGAUCGUCGGCCACCCUACUCAGCUCCCUGUUCUUCCCUCCCUACGAAUUUGUACAUUGUGACCUCGACGAUGACCCCGACGACUGCCAGAUCACGGGCGAGUACCAGCAGUACGACGAACUGAGCUCCAGCAGUUAGACCACAUGGUUCCACGCCCCGGAGGACUCACUGAAUUUAUCUCCUAGCUGUGAAACCUAUCGAGCAUACUUUCAGUCUCUUUCCAUUCAAUUCAAUUCAAUUCAAUUCAAAUCCACUCCAUUGCAUUGUCUUAAUUAAUCGUACGGCUAACGUGUAUAUAUCGAGAAUCUGUAUUUGUAGCUAUUAUGCAUUUCAUUUGCACGGAAGGAGCAAUCGACUCUGUUUUGUUAGUUUGUUUUUCACCCAAUGCAUUCUAGGAAAAAUGUUAUAGCCUUAGUUUUUGUUACGAAACAAACAAUUUCGAACUGCAAGGUGUGUUGGCGCGAAUGGCAUGCAUUUGAUAUCAACGUUUUUAAAUUUCGUAUAUUGAUAACUAUGGAAAUGUGCUCAAAAGAAUUUUCUUAAUUCGAAAUUAA